AUGGGGAGUGGUAUUAUUAUGUGUUGUAAUGGAGUAAUAUUUUCCCGCCAUUCUAGGGUAGUAAGCGCUGCAUUCGAGCCGCCAAUUAGUGGUGGCGGAGGAGGAAGCGGUGUUGGGUUGAGCUCGAGGUGGAAAGUUUUGGAGCAAUUGGACAAGGAAUUGAGCAAGGGAGAUGACAGGGCAGCAUUGAAUCUUGUUAAGGAUUUACAAGGCAAGCCCGGCGGUCUCCGAUGCUUUGGCGCCGCUCGCCAGAUACCCCAGAGGCUUUACAGUUUGGAUGAGCUGAGACUGAAUGGAAUAGAAACUGCAUCUCUUCUAGCACCAGUAGAUACUACACUGGGUUCUAUAGAGAGAAACUUGCAGAUUGCUGUUCUCUUGGGAGGAAUAGCUGUGUGGAAUGUUUUUGGAUUAAGUCCACAACAAAUCCUAUUUUUGUCCCUCGGAUUGUUGUUCAUGUGGACCUUAGAUGCGGUGUCUUUCAAUGGAGGAGUCAGUUUCUUGGUUCUUGAUACAAUAGGCCAUUCAAUCAGCCAAAAGUACCAUAAUAGGGUUGUCCAACACGAGGCUGGACAUUUCUUGAUUGCAUACUUGCUUGGAAUCCUGCCAAGGGGAUAUACACUAACCAGCUUGGAAGCUUUUAAAAAGGAAGGAUUGCUCAAUGUUCAAGCCGGUACUGCUUUUGUGGAUUUUGAGUUUCUCGAGGAAGUAAGCAAAGGGACAGUAUCUGCCACGACGCUGAACAGGUUUACAUGUAUAGCACUAGCAGGUGUGGCAACGGAGUAUCUUCUUUUUGGUUAUGCAGAGGGAGGUCUUGCAGACAUUAACACGUUGGAUAGGUUACUGAAGAGCUUGGGUUUCACCCAGAAGAAGGCUGAUUCUCAAGUAAGAUGGGCUGUACUGAAUACCAUCUUAAUUUUGCGUCGUCAUGAAAAAGCCCGAUUGAUGCUUGCAGAUUCCAUGUCCAAGGGAAGCUCUGUGGGUGCUUGCAUUUACAUCAUUGAGAAAACCAUAGCUGAUGCUGAUUUAUAG
Molecule: messenger RNA, 1029 nt
Organism: Fraxinus pennsylvanica
Lineage: Eukaryota; Viridiplantae; Streptophyta; Magnoliopsida; Lamiales; Oleaceae
Source: the annotation of a GenBank genome assembly